GCUGCUGAAGGUCGGACAAGCGGGCCAUGGUGUGAUGAGGACAUGGAUGACCCAUGAAGAUGCAUCUCAGGUGAGUUGCUGAGAUUGAUCGCAGUGCAGUAGGAUGUCCACCCCAGGCUGUCAGUGUUGUCAGUGUUGUCAUUACUUGUCAUGUCGGUCAUUUCUGCUUUGUGCCGUCUGUGCCGCAAUUACUGGGGUCAUCUUGUUCCUAUUCUCCGAAGCUGGAUGUCUAUUGCGGUAUGGUGUAGUGGAGUCUAUCAAAGAUGCAUCUACACCACCACCAGCCCAACAGACGGCGGCAAAGCCCCCCCCAGUCUGUGAUGCUUGUAAAUACUCCGUAUGGCCUCCCAGAUUCGGCCCCGGCUGUACUCUAUCAUUACCCCGAGAUCAACACUCCAUCACCAGUCCACCGCCCGAUACCCCCUCGGCCGACCAUGCAUGCCCCCAAACUCCAACCACCGCAGCCCUCACCGUCCCAUCCCUUGCAAGCCAUCCCCAAGACGUCCCCCCAGGUAGACCGAGUCGCACAGUUACACAGAUACAGAUCCACCUCCCCCCCUUCUUCCUCGGAAGCGCCGACUACAGUGGCUCCUCAACAACCCCCGUAGGCGAAUACGCCGCCCUCUUGCCCCUCGUCCACAGCACCACGGCCGCGGCAUGGCGGAUCAGUCAGUUGGGCGACGCGGCCAUGGGCGGGUACGACUUGCCGCCGACGUCGACCUUGGGCUCGCACACGCAGCGGUCCUCAGUAGGGACGCUGUCGAAGACGGUCUGGAUGUGGGCGCCGCAGCCCCACCACGACGCCUUGCCUAGAUUUCGCAUGGCGGUUAGUUGGUGUGAAUAUAUGGGCCGAGGUAGGACGUUGACAUACUGCAGGUUCCGCAGGUAGCCUUCUUGCACAUGAUGAUGGUGAUGAUGGUUGUAUUUGUUGGUUAUGUGAUGGGUGUUGUUGUUGUUGUUGAGAAGUUGAAAAAUUGAGAGAUAAAAGGUUCAAGUGUUAUCUGAAUCGGAAUGCUCAACUUGAGGUUUAACUAGCUGUGGGGAUGUCGUGGAGUCCGUCCAGCUUAAUCCAUUUUAUACCAUU
This is a messenger RNA of Ilyonectria robusta, 1084 nucleotides long. RefSeq lists its product as uncharacterized. The transcript has a single exon. Bases 104 to 889 code for a protein of 261 amino acids. The record is from RefSeq and is a predicted model, not a curated record. NCBI's taxonomy places the organism in Eukaryota, Fungi, Ascomycota, Sordariomycetes, Hypocreales, Nectriaceae.